GAGGAUCCCACCAUAUAGGUGUAUACAUGUCUCCUCAUAUGGCUCUCCUAUGUCAGAGCCCCUCUCUCUUCGAUUGUGGGAGAAACCCAUUCUCUCUCUCUCUCUCUCUCUCUCUCUCUCUCUCGCAUUGUGCUACUUUAUCAAACUGUGGGCGAAUACCAAAGAAAAAAAUGUCUUCCCCAAGCAAACGCAGAGAAAUGGAUUUGAUGAAACUGAUGAUGAGUGACUAUAAAGUGGAGACGGUCAAUGAUGAUAUGCAAGAGUUUUAUGUGGAUUUUCAUGGGCCUGCUGAGAGUCCUUAUCAUGGGGGUGUGUGGAGGAUAAGGGUGGAGCUACCAGAUGCUUAUCCAUAUAAAUCUCCUUCUAUUGGUUUUGUCAACAAGAUCUACCACCCGAAUGUUGAUGAGAUGUCUGGCUCGGUGUGCUUAGAUGUUAUAAAUCAGACCUGGAGCCCCAUGUUUGAUCUGGUAAAUGUGUUUGAAGUGUUUCUUCCUCAACUUCUUUUGUAUCCCAACCCAUCAGAUCCUUUGAAUGGAGAAGCCGCUGCUCUUAUGAUGCGUGAUCGAACUGCUUAUGAACAAAAAGUUAAAGAAUACUGUGAGAGAUACGCCAAACCAGCAGAGACCGGGGAUGUCUCUGAGGAGGAAUCUACUGAUGAGGAGCUGAGUGAAGAUAACUAUUCCUCUGGGGAUGAGGCAGUUGCUGGCCAUGCUGAUCCUUAGCUGGAUGAGUGCAUGACUCUGCUAUAUGAACAGUUACAUCACAAAAACAAAAAAUGAAGGGAAAAUGUUGAUUAGGUAUCCAAAUCUUCAUAUAUAUAUAUAUAUCCAUUGAAUGCCCUAAUUAAGGUGCUUGCUCAUUGUAGUGGACUUAACAGAACACAAGGUGGCCUAGGCUCCACAUCUUGUCUUGUGCUAUGAUGUCAUGGGAACAACUCCAGAGGUGAUGUGUAUGGGCAAACUUUUGAGAUGACUUAAAAGCUCUCUCAAUACAUCAAAUUAUUUGGGGACAA
Molecule: messenger RNA, 1012 nt
Organism: Malania oleifera
Lineage: Eukaryota; Viridiplantae; Streptophyta; Magnoliopsida; Santalales; Ximeniaceae
Product: ubiquitin-conjugating enzyme E2-23 kDa-like
Exons: 6
Coding region: 27-722 (231 amino acids)
Biological process (GO): ubiquitin-dependent protein catabolic process; protein polyubiquitination
Cellular component (GO): nucleus
Molecular function (GO): ubiquitin conjugating enzyme activity
Source: RefSeq, a predicted model, not a curated record